GGCGCCAGGCUGCGGAGCGCCGAUCGGCUCGAUGAGCGGGGGUGCAGCUGCGGCGGAGCGGUAGGCGCCGGGUCCGCGCCCACUGUCUUCCCCCCUCCCCGCUUUCUUCCUCCGCUUCCCACUCCUUCCUCCGCCCGCCCAGUGCUGCCCGCCCCGGAGAGCUGCCCGGAGCUCCCCGGGAGACUCAGGUGGUGAAGACUUAUUCUGCUGAGAAGUAGAAGAGUACUUCUUCAUUAAAAGAGAUGCCUCCCAAGUUUAAGCGCCACCUAAAUGAUGAUGAUGUCACUGGUUCUGUGAAAAGUGAAAGGAGAAAUCUUUUGGAAGAUGAUUCAGAUGAAGAAGAGGACUUUUUUCUAAGGGGACCAUCUGGACCAAGAUUUGGACCUAGAAAUGAAAAAAUUAAGCAUGUUCAGAAUCAGGUGGAUGAAGUCAUUGAUGUCAUGCAAGAAAAUAUUACAAAGGUAAUAGAAAGAGGGGAGAGACUAGAUGAACUACAGGACAAAUCAGAAAGCUUAUCGGAUAAUGCAACUGCUUUUAGCAACAGAUCCAAACAACUUCGAAGGCAAAUGUGGUGGCGUGGAUGCAAAAUAAAAGCUAUCAUGGCUUUGGUUGCUGUUAUCGUUUUGUUAGUGAUUAUCAUUCUUAUAGUUGUGAAAUACCAUACUUGAUUUGAUGACAGAUCUUCAUUAAACAAAAUCUGGGACAAUAAUAAUAAAAGACUGCUGCAUAAUUUAAAUGAAACCCAUGUAUAUAACUUUCAAAGCUUCUUUUUCAAGAAAUUAAGAGGCAAGUGUCACUUCAAAUUGGAGCAUUGAGAAUGUCCCAUUAUCUUCUUCCCUUCCAACAAAGUGUGCUUUUAAUAAUUAUGUUUAAGGCAAAGAUAACCAGCCUCGAUUUUGCCAUAUUCCAAGGGUCUAAUUUGAAACUAGAUACUUGCCAGUUCAUUAUUUGUAUAUAUAGUUAAACACUGAUAAUGAUAUUUCAUACUGUUAUUUUAAUGGCAUAAGGACUUGCAUUUGUUGCAUCAAGGUGGGGGUCAGGCUGGUGGUCAGGGAGCCUCUGUAGAGUACCAAAUCAUUAUGCCGAAAGACGUGUGUAACCAUUCCAUUGAUAUUUGCAAGAUUCUUCUCAUAUUACAAUUGCUUUGCAAGCAAUUUUCACAUGUUUAUGGGUGUAACAAAAGCUAAAUGUUGUAAAUGUUGCUGCCUUCAGCUAUAACUAACAACAUUCCAGUAAACCUAUUUUUGGCUGUAUAAGGGAACGUGUAGUAAUUUUUUGGCAUUUGGAUUAUGGAAAUGGGAAAUAUAAACUGUGAAAGGCCUAGUAUGGCAUCAUAAAACUGGAGAUAAUAAAAUUAUUGGAGAGUGUCAUUGGAGUAUUUGAAAGUGACCAACAUAAAGCUAGAAGUCAUGGUCUGGUCUGUUUUCAGUUAGCCUCCAAUAAGGAGGACCAGUCCAAAUGUGAGUAAAUGAAAUCCACAGGUAACUUGUCCCCUACUUUUCUUUUUGUUAAUAGCUUUCCUCUUUAACUUCAAAUAGCCCUUUUACCAGAAGUGCUAAAAGUAGCAAAAUCAUCUGCUUAGAAUUUGUGCGUUUUGUAUUCCCUCUUUAUCUCCUGGAAAAUGCAUGUGAUAUGUACAAUCCAGUGUCAAAUUAGCCAACAAUAAUGAAUAUAAAAAGUCAGGAGCCUAGCUAAUCAGUCAGUCAGAGUAACCAAAUGCUAGGGUCACCAUUAAUCUCAGUCUGUUUUUAUAAUGAUAAAAAGUGUUGUUAACUUUAAAAUAUGCCAGCCUUCUUGGGUUGUUUAACCAUGUGAAAGUGAACAUACAUAGUUCUCUAAUGUGUGUGAGGAAGAAGUUUUAUAAUAAAAUUGGAGGUUCUGCAGAAACUUGUGUACAUGGACAUCUUCACAAUGUAUAUAUAACUCUAAAUUUGAAACAGGGUUAAUAGAAAGUACCAGUAUUUAAAUAAGAAAAAAAAUGAUCCUUAUAGGGUUUAUUGCUUUGGUAAUUUUAAUUCAAAAUGUAUGAAACAUAGAAUCUUCAUUUUUUGUUUUUUUUU
Messenger RNA from Balaenoptera musculus (blue whale), 2060 nucleotides. RefSeq names its product vesicle associated membrane protein 4 (gene VAMP4). The coding region runs from base 243 to 668 and encodes 141 amino acids. Lineage: Eukaryota; Metazoa; Chordata; Mammalia; Artiodactyla; Balaenopteridae. Gene Ontology annotation, biological process: vesicle-mediated transport; Golgi ribbon formation. The record is from RefSeq and is a predicted model, not a curated record. The transcript is spliced from 8 exons. Gene Ontology annotation, cellular component: membrane.